Messenger RNA from Lineus longissimus, 6740 nucleotides. RefSeq lists its product as uncharacterized. The record is from RefSeq and is a predicted model, not a curated record. Lineage: Eukaryota; Metazoa; Nemertea; Pilidiophora; Heteronemertea; Lineidae. The transcript is spliced from 3 exons. The coding region runs from base 2797 to 3555 and encodes 252 amino acids.
AUGCACCGUGUGACAUUUACGGACAAAGGUUGAAAUUCUUCUUCAUUCGCUAUUGUUCGACGCCGGCUAUCCAUGAGAUUCAUUGACAUUGAGAAAUUUUUGGCGGAUACAGCAAACCUCUGAAGAAACGUUGGUGACAUGUAUUGUUGUACCUCAGGGGCGCCAAAGCUUUUAUUUCAAGCGAGAGCACCUAAUCUAACGUCUCAUUCAUUGAUUAAAUCGUACGACAGUAUCGUGUAAGUAUAUACGGAUUACCGGACACCACCCUUGUUGCUUUUCGUGAUACUUUGUAACAAUCCAAUCUUGAAAAUCACUGUAGACGAAUGGCCAGUGCAAUACAUUGUUUUUGUUUUCUUCAUUGGAGAAUAUGGCCUGCGGGAACUAGCGUCUUUCGGGGGUUUCCGAGUGUGUUUCUACGUGUUUCUGUCUCAAGAAAAAGAGAGGAUUUGAAGCUUUUUUGAAUAGUUUGUUGUGGAGGCGUAAAGGCAGUGGAAGAGAGGAGUACAGCAAACCACCUGACAUUGUCUAAUCAAAAGUGUUUAAUUCGGCAUCAUCCUCCGAUGCCGUCAUUAGGAAUGCGCCAUCACAAAGGCUUAUUCGGGGAGUCGGCGAAUUUUCUUUUCGAAGGUUGAAUGGAAUAAUGGCAAUGUAAUUCAAAUCUGUCCAGCAAUCAUGGAGAUUCGCGAUAUAGACUAUGAACUUCCAGCGAGUAUGCUCGCAAUAACUGGAACACAGACACUCCGUUUCGUUAAAGUGAAAAACGUCAACCACCAAAGGGAGUUGAUAAAAAAGUUAUCAGCUAUGGAACGGGAGAAAAAGCAAAUGCUGAAUAAGAUGAAGAUCGACCAGAGGCUUCUUUUGCGGGAUCACAGCAGGUUAAUUGAGAUUGUCAGGGAACGUAAACGUCAAACAGUCACGAAUAAGAGCAUGUCAUGCGCAGAAAGGGUGGAAUCGGGUCUCAGGAUAAGCCGGAGCGCGCCGGCACGUGAAAGAAGGGCAGACUCGGGUCUUGGGAUAAGCCGGAUCGCAACAUGUGAAAAAAAGGCAGAUUCCAGUCUUGGGGUAAGUCGGAGCGCGCCGGCACGUGAAAGAAGGGCAGAAUCCAGUCUUGGGAUAAGUCCCCAGAUAAGUCGGAGCGCAUCGGCAUGUGAAAGAAGGGCAGAAUCCAGUCUUGGGAUAAGACCCCAGAUAUGUCGGAGCGCAUCGGCAUGUGAAAGAAGGGCAGAAUCCAGUCUUGGGAUAAGUCCCCAGAUAAGCCGGAGCGCAUCGGCAUGUGAAAGAAGGGCAGAAUCCAGUCUUGGGAUAAGUCCCCAGAUAAGUCGGAGCGCAUCGGCAUGUGAAAGAAGGGCAGAAUCCAGUCUAGGGAUAAGUCGGAGCUCGCCGGCGCGUAAAACAAGGGCAGAAUCUGGUCAUCGGUUAGAUCGGUGUGCAUCACCUGUAAUGAUCACGGACCACUUGUAUUCAAGAGACGAGAGUGCGGGAGUCGCCCGCGGUAAACAACCAGGGAGGUCCGCACGUCGGGCGUCAAACAGCGCAGAGGGUAACGACCUUGAAGCCUAGCAAGUGACCAAAUCAACAGAGGACGAGCAAGAGGCGUGUUUGGAAAAGCCAGCAGAGCAAACCGAUGUGUACAUGUACGAUGUUGAAAAUCACAUGGGGGGUAGGAAAAAUCAACACUUGCCUAUGACAAGUUACCACACUACGGAUAUGCUGCCUACUAAACGAAAGGACAGAACUUUUUCGCCUCAACCCCCAGCUUCAAAGCCAUCUUCAGCCAAGACUCACCGCGACUACGGCAGUGCGUUGUCUGCACGACUGACAAAUACAUUGCGAUGCGUGCGCCCAAAUCAGUGGGUAGGCCUACAGUUAGCUUAGCUUCGCGACUAUUAGUGUUCUGUAUUUUGCUGAAGUUCAGAGUCUCUUGUGUUCUGAUGCCCGAUUCGAGAGGGCAGCACUGGCGAUUAUGGACAACAGCAACAACAAUAAACAGCAACAACAACAACACACACACGAACACCAACGAUGAAAUACAUAUCAUUGUAAGACCAGUUCUGCCGUCUGAAAUCCGCCAACGACUGGGCUUCGUGCAGUUUUUCCGAGCACUCCUUUUUCUCAGUGGCAAUGCUUGCCCUCAUUAUUCUGGGAACGCUAGAAAACGGGGUGAUUGGUUUCUCUAUGCAGCCCUGACAUGUAACAAAGCAUUUAUUCAAGAACCUUCAUUUGACGAAACGGUUAAAUAGUCCGUCAAUCUUUUGGUAUAGGUACACUAAGAUAGCGGAUACCAAAACCGAAAGCAAUGAUUUCUAUGCUGCGUAGAACUCGGCGUCUACGCGUGGCCUCGUAAUCUGCACACAAAUAAGUUAAAAACAAACGGGGAUCUCGAUCGUCUUUUAUUCUGAAAAACUAUCUACAUUCUACCACAACAAACACCAGGCGGCAGCACUGACCUGCCGCGUAUCUAAAAGUAGAUUGGCAACAGGCGCCAAAUACAAAUACCUUGUGUGGUACAUUACAUAUGCUUCCUCCAUGUUGAAGCUUGAGCAAGCUUUUAUACGCAAAAUACCUGGCGAUGAGCUUCGUUCGUCCGUCACGAUGGGAAUUCUUUUUUGCGCUCGAUCUUAUUCACCAACCAGUGCUAUGUAUAUAAAUUUCUCUUGUAAAUAGCUGCCUACCGUGCUGCAGGGCAUCAAUUACUCAAUUCAGGUAAAAGAUAAGGUUAGCACGGCGCACUCCGUCAGUGUCAUGCCGUGUUGAGCAAACUAGUUGCUCACUUUAAGGCAACUGGCUGAGAGGCGAAUGCGUUGGGCUUCCACUCCACCCAAAUUGCCUGAUACCCAGGUUACCAAACAGAGUUAUCGUGGCAUGUGGAAAGCCAGAAGUACAGGGCAAAUAGGACGGACACUUUCAACAACAGUGCUAACAGAAGACAACCAAAUGAUGGACGAUUACUUAGCAAAUGAAUGCCGGGAGUUUUACCUCACGCGGCGGCGGAGAGCGGAAGAGGUUAAGGAGAGGCUGCGAGAAGACCAACAAGACAGGAACUCAGUGAGACAUUCAAAUCUCGACGACAUGAUGGCCGACCUACGAAAAGAUAUGGCCAGUCUAAUGGAACGUGACUUAGCUUUGAUGGAACAGCUUCUUAAGAUGAAUGACACUAUACAAGACCUCAAGUGGCAGUCUUCUCCUAUUUCGAUGUCAAUGUCCAUGUCCCUGUGUUCACGCGAAUCCUUAACUGACAGUAACUGUACACUCGCCUCCAGUACUGUUUCUAUACCAUCAGAGGACAGCGGACUUUCGGGGUAUGAAAGCGCCCCUAGUGUAGACAAUAUGAAAAUCUUAUUUGACAAUACGUGCAAGACGUGUCCGAAACAAAAAGGAAAGGACGCAAAGGAAAAAUCAAAAGAAUGUAAUGUCGUACAAAUGAAAAUGGACAAAUUAGUUCCCUUGUUGACUGUUUCUAAUGUGAUGGUGGACCAGAAAGGAUACCAUAGCACGCAGAAUUCAUUGGACUCGGGUUGUGGGGACUUAAACUAUCAAUGCCAAGAGGUGUUUUGAGAGUCCAGGGCGACAUGAGACUAAUUUAUGACGAUUGUUAUUCAUGGGAACAGUCUAAUAGGCCCUAUCUCAUUAUGAUUGUGGGACGUGCAAUUACCUCUCAAGGUAUACCUGAGGAAAGACCAAUGAGGUCCAAGUGCUUUGUUUAUCUUUUUAACGCCCACCCGGGAGUCCUUUUACUUAUUUCACCUCGAACGACGGCUUCGGUGGCGUGAUGGACCAAAGACCAGUGGCCACCUCGGCGAGAUGUCGUGCUCGACAGACAACACAGCUGAUGUUUCCAGUAUUUAUUUGAGGACAUUCUUUGAAAACAGUCAUUGUGAAAGACUCGAGAAAUUGCUAUAUGAAGAGUAUAUACAUUGUAGAAUCAAUCGCUGUGAUGUGUUGAACAUAAUUUGGGUAGGAACAAAAUCAUUUUCGAUGACAACAUUUCAUAAAAAAGCUUCAUAGAACAAAUAAAACCAUGUUGGAAAAGCAUUUCGCAAAAACGUAUCACCCUUUCCCAUUUACCAAGAUAUUUCGAUACGUCGAUUUGGUUUCGUCAUCAACACCUCACCGCGAUUUUCUGAUAGUGCUUCAAAGGUUGUAUAAAUAUGUUACACUUUCGUAUAAAUUAUUUCGACAAGCGUUAAAAGCGCAUAUAGUUGUAGUUGCGAUCACGGCUCUACAUCCGUGUUACGAUUGUAGCAGUGUCAAGUGUAAAUAUUGACUGCUGUAAUGACGAUUUAAAAAGUAGAAAUGUUAGAUGACGGAAAAACUAGAUAAGAUCGCCUGUACAUUUUAAUGCAAAUUUCCUAUUUUCAUUUUGUUUGCAUCAGUAUGUCACAAGUGCGUCUUAAAAACAUUGGUUUAUGAGUUUCCCCGAUGUCAGGUGCAUGAUCACCUCCUCGAUUUUUAAAACAGUCAUGUGCUAUAAAAAGGAUAUAGUCAUAUAGUCCGACUUUCUUUGACGCAAUGUAUAAUUGACAUUAGGAUGGUUACCCCUCUACCAAGAAUAUAGUAAUAUAUAUCUUGCCUAUAGCCUACUUAACACCAUGACGGAACUGUGAUGGUACAAUCAUCACUAAAAGUAAUUACGUGUACUAAUAAAUAGUUGAUAUAAGCCUGACAGGGACAGAAAUAGAGGUAUAACAUUUAAUGUCUAUAAUUCAUGAUAGUUAUGACGUAAACUGCUUCCGGCUAUUCAUUUCGGACCGGGAAUAUUUGGCCACGUUCUUUAUAACUUUGAUAUUUUUGGCUACAACUAUCUCUAUUUAGAAACAACAAACAUUGGCCCUAUGUUUGCUUAGAAACCAAACGUUGUGGUCCACAACAGUCAAAUGCACGUUGAAGUCCAUGAUGGUCAAAUUUAGACAGGAGUUGGUAUAAUUAUGGUAAUUGUCAAUUUCUACACCUGAAAAUUAUGAUUAGGUUUCAGAAACAAGAGAGUGACAGUUCCCAGUGUCCGAAACGAAUAGGUAGUUAAUGCAGUUAUAUUCGGCUUGCUAACCCACUAACAAAAUAUUUCAGUGCAGUCGACAAAUUGGCCACCAAGGAAAGGGUUAAUUUCACAGCCCAUGUGCAUGCCUUGAGUGUUGCUCUGCAAUGACCAUUUUGUCGCCUUUUCGUAGAGAACAAAAUCUCUUUACCUCAGCUUGAGACAAAAGGGUCCAUUAGUGAUUUGAAAAAAACUUGGCACUCUUGUUCCAUAUCAAAAAUACCUCACCUUCACCAUGCAUCAUAAAGUCAUGAGACGACUCAAAGCGCAUAAUACCUCAGGCUGGGGUCGAGUUCGCCGGCCUGUUUCUAUACAUCAUAGACCUAAAUGUACAUCAGGAAGGAACACACCCAGGAAGUAACAUUUUCAAAACAACAUAAAUUUGUAUCUAAUAUCAUCCAAUCAACUUUCUGCUGACCAAGUCAUAGUUUCAUGUUCAUGUAAUAGGUCCGGUUAGCCACAUUUAGCCUUUUUUCAUUUUUCACUGGAAACUUCAUUUGCUGGGGGUGCUUUCUUUCAUUAAUCUGUGCAGAUGAGGUAUUCUACCCUCAUCUUUGACUUCAAGCUUUCGAUCUUUGACAAACUAUUCAAGUCUUCGAGGCCUUUAAAUCUUAUUCUGUACCUCAAGCACCUUCAAUAUGAAAUCUUAUUUCACAAAAGGUUUGACUUGAACUUAUUAAUAUUAGGUACCUUCAUUUGUAAAAAAUAUCAACAUAAGUUUUUCGUGCCACGUAUAUCGAUAGCAUUUGCCAUGUCUCGUUGGCUGCGGACAUACGCCCCACUUGUGCGAUAUACAUGUACGCCGCGGGAAGGCGUUUACGGGGAGUAAAGGAAUAUAUGUAUACUGCUCUAUACGUUCUGUCUGCUCCGUCUACCGCUUAGAAAGUAAUGUAGCGAGCUCUUCUGUGUAUACUGUUGCUUGAUCAUCAAGAACAGAUGCUAAUCAAAUGAGUCAUGGGAGGGAUGUUAGCAAACGAAAUAAUAUUUCCGUUUCAACUGUUCAACAGGCUGCAUAUUAUGAGUAAGAAGCAGCAAAGGUGAAAAUCUGGCUCCUCACGCCGAGUCAAACUCAAAAGCAACCAUGCUGACAAAACAAACACUGGCUUGAGUGUGCUUUUGAUCAUGGAUACUUAAAAAUUAAUUCAACCUUUAAGAAUCAUAAAAAUUCACCAACGUUUUUGCUAUCAGAGCACAACAUAACAUGUAUACAAUAUAAGUAUUUUGUUAUUUCCAUGUACUGUAUACUCUUACUACAUUACUCUUUAACAGUGUAUUCAUGAGAUAAAAAAAUCAAAGCUUUCCAUUUCUUAUUUUUUCAUAUACAUGUAGGUGGGAUCUUAUACUUUUCCUGGCAUAGACAGACAGGUUCAAGGGACCACAGCUUUUCGUCUCAUCCGAUAGACUCUUGUUUUAUACAUUGUAUACGUGUUGUGAAGAGCCAGUAAUUUCAGUUCCCUCGUAGCCACGCCAGUUCAUCCAGUACAAUCCAUGUACGUGCUCUCCACGCGGGAUCGAACCCGCGCCCUAUUGCGUGGUAGCCAGCAGUGUUAACCACUACAAUGUAAAUACAGUAGGCCCUAUGUGCUAUAUCAAGGCGUUGAAACAUUCAUGAUUCUUAUUUCGUCACGAACUUAGAUUAUUCAUAUGUAUUAGCAUGUAAUAACAGUUUAUUGUCUGUCAUGCAAAUAAACUAUUUCUAUCAAAUUUA